Oryza sativa Japonica Group (Japanese rice) is the source of this 1723-nucleotide messenger RNA. RefSeq lists its product as uncharacterized. The record is from RefSeq and is a predicted model, not a curated record. Lineage: Eukaryota; Viridiplantae; Streptophyta; Magnoliopsida; Poales; Poaceae.
AUGAAACAUUAUUCCUGUGUGGCGUGGAUAACAUUUUCUCUUAACUCGUGGCCCAAGCCAAUUGGCCCAAUAUAUAAGGCCUACAUCGUUUGGUGGCCCAAGCAACCCACCUCUGCUUCUUCCAAACCAAAUCCCCCCUUUCUCCUUCCGCUUCGAGAAGCAGAGGAGGAAUCAAUCAAUCCCCAACACACAGCAGCGCGCCUCCGCCUCGCCUCCUCGCCACCGGCAAGCCGCGCCUCCGCCUCUCCAAUGGACGACGCUUCAUGGUGCGGUCUCACCGCCGACGUCCUCCGCCUCGUCCACAAGCGCCUCCCGUGCCUCGUCGACCGGCGCCGCAUGGCCCGCGUAUGCCGCACCUGGCGCGCCGCCGUCAAGGGGGAGCAGCACCCGCCGGAGAGCCCGCUCCCGUGGAUCCUCGUCCCGCGCGACGCAGACGGGCCUUCCUUCUCGUGCCCCAUUGCCGGCUGCCGCGGGCACGGCUUCGGCAUCCCGGACGACGCGCGCGCCGCGCGCUACUUCGGCACGUACGGCGGCGGCUGGCUCUUCCUCGCCUUCGGCCAGAUCAAGCGCCACGCGCUCCUCAGCCUCCGCACCGAGCAGCGGUUCUACCUACCCGACAUCGCCCGCUGGGACUUCGCGGGGAGACCAGCCUUCGACACGGACAUCGUCAUGGUCGCCGCGACCCUCUCUUCGCCACCGGAGGACAAGGGCUGCGUCGGCGCCGCCAUCGUCUUUCACCGGGCCAGCUUGUAUAGUCCACGCGUUCAUGCAUUCUGGCGCAUGGGGAAGCAGAUUGCAGUGGCGACGACCUGUACUAACACCAUUGCUGGGCGACUUCUGGAGGAUGUCAUACACCACAAGGGAGCCUUCUAUUUCCUCACCGCGCAAGAGCACCUCCAUGUUUUUGAAGUAGAAGAGUUCUACGAAGACGGCGAUGGCAAUCUGAAGAUAGCACCCAUGGUGUUUCGUCGCUUCUCGCGCGGUGGGCGAGAUUACGGCGGAGCCAUCGCUGUUCGCUACCUGGUGGAGUCCGGCGAGAAUCUCCUCAUGGUCGUCAGGCUCGUUCCUCAUCCUCCCCGACUGCCGCCAAGGACGUCGGCGUUCAAGGUGUUCGAGAUGGUGGAGCCGCCGCUGGAAACUCCCAUCAACAACGACGAGGCACCAUACGGUUGGAACGAGCUGGAGUCGCUGGGUGGGCGGAUGCUGUUCGUCGCGCGAGGCUGCUCCAGAUCGUACGACGCGAACAAGUAUCCGGGCGCCGAGUUCAACGAGGGAGUCUACUUCCUGGACGACGGGAGGCUGUACUGCGAGGCGGCGGUGUUCGUGGAUCAGGCUGCCGCCGCCGCCGCCGAUGAGCCGCGAUGCCCCUGCUGGCCCUGCACAGACAGCGGAAAGUGGCUGGCGGCCGCCGGGGAGGUUCCCCGCGUGGACAAGUUCUUGCCGGAGCAAGGCCCGUCGAACCACUACUCACCGCCGGCUUGGUUUCUCCAGUAAGAUCGAGCUUUCUGCCGAUCGAUCUGGAUGAGAUGUGCUUGCCUCACAUCGACGUGUCCGUGUGAUGUUGUUGUGGUGCUGAUCAGUGAUCAGUGAACAGUUGUUGUUUUCAUUCCAGUUCUGAACUUCUUCGGUUUUUCUUUCAGCCAGUUCUGAACUUCAGAUAUGGCAGUUGUUGUUGAUUGUCCAGUUAGUACAAUCUGUGAUGUUCCAUUGUAUACUUGCAAGG